AUGACUUUAUCUCGCGACUUAGAGCGUCUGCUUGAGGCUACAGGCCUGCAGAUCCACGGCGUCACGACCAAAUUUGAGCUCCUCCAAGAUCCACUCAAACAGAGAGCAAAAGUGCUUGCAGUAGUUCCACGAAAGGGAGACACAACAGCACUCAAGAAAACAGUUGAGGACGAGAACAAGCAGCGGAACACAUGGUUCCAAUUCGAGCCUUUCGCAUUACCCUUCGAUGCCCCGAAUCUCAAGAAUCUUUGCCGAUCUCUCCUCCACACUGCAAAUAGACUCGCAUUCCCGCAACCAGUCAACCCGGGCACAAGCCCAGUAGACUUCAUCACAUACAUGAGCACUGUCUACAAUCUCGCACUCGCAUACCUCGCCAGCUCAGGGAGCCACGGCGUCGACAACGCCAACAAGGCAGUCAUGCAAUGGCUACGGCACAUCGACUAUGCAAGCCCCAACUUCCAAGAAGCCCUCGGCGAACUCGACAGUAAAUGGAUCGCCUUUGUUGCCACCCGUAAUAUAGCCAUGAUCGACUGGGUGGCAGAUCCUCUGGAACCGAUCAGCAUCAAAGUCUCUCACUUUGGCGCCUCCCUCGAUGGCCCCACCAUCAAUUCACCCAAACAAACCCUAGCCAAGAUAAGGGACAGCCGUCUUAACAUCAGCGACCUCACUGGUUGGGCAGGCGACCUCAUAACAUUUUAUGUCGACUGGCAGGUCGCUGUGCGUGCUUCAAAGACCACGCUCUCAGGGUAUGACUUUUGCCUUGACCGGCUGGCGCAGCCAGAAUAUAAGCAGGAGUACGUUACCACCGCCAAGUUGCGCGAUUUUGUGGAGGAUGCAGAUGCCUUUAACAUCGGCAAAGCGCUAAAUGCGGACCCAGCAAGGACUAUCGUCCAAGAGAUGACGGACUUGUUCCGGCCCGACGGAGGGUAUACAAAUCGGUUUCAUAGGUUUUGGGAGAAGAGAUUCAGCGGAUCAGUGAAGGUUGCGACUGAGCUAGCGGACCAUUUGCUUUCGACAAAUGGUAUAGCCGAUCUAGUUGCGAUUGUACGGCUGCGACUCAUUAAGAAAGAGGAGCACCGCAGGAGCAUUGUGCCUCCGAUCACCAGGCCAGAGGCACUUGGCGGGAGUGUGAGGGCCGGGGGUUCUGUAAGGGUUUUGCGGAGGUGA
Messenger RNA from Talaromyces atroroseus, 1167 nucleotides. RefSeq lists its product as hypothetical. Lineage: Eukaryota; Fungi; Ascomycota; Eurotiomycetes; Eurotiales; Trichocomaceae. The coding region runs from base 1 to 1167 and encodes 388 amino acids. The record is from RefSeq and is a predicted model, not a curated record. The transcript is spliced from 2 exons.